Thunnus maccoyii (southern bluefin tuna) is the source of this 1233-nucleotide messenger RNA. It is a transcript of the gene mrps26, whose product is annotated as mitochondrial ribosomal protein S26. Gene Ontology annotation, cellular component: mitochondrial small ribosomal subunit. The coding region runs from base 148 to 771 and encodes 207 amino acids. NCBI's taxonomy places the organism in Eukaryota, Metazoa, Chordata, Actinopteri, Scombriformes, Scombridae. The record is from RefSeq and is a predicted model, not a curated record. The transcript has 4 exons.
AGAGGGCACCAACAUGGCCGCCGCCUGACAACCGUUAACAUUUCUGUGUCAAUGUUACAUCGUUAAUUUCAACCUUAAUGUGUUUUUCGGUAACCGUUACAUUUACCGACUGAUAAUCUGCACCUGUCACCACAUUUCGACGCCGACAUGUUCCAGGUAAUCGGCGGGAGGAGCGUCCCGGCUGCUCGGCUUCUCGCACCCAGGGGCGCCGUGCUCGUGGAGGCUGUCCGCGGCCGAAAGUCCCGCACAGACCCGGUGGCCAAGUCCAAGCAGGGGCGAGUCAAAGAGCCUCCCCCCGUCGACCCGGUGGAGAUGGUCGUCCUCAAGGAGAGAUACACCGAGUACCAGCUGAUCAUGAGGGCGCUUCGUCUGGAGUUUAAGGAGGAGGUGCUUCGAAAGAAGUAUGAGGAGGAGACGGGCUCCCUGGCGGAGGAGAGGGCGAGGCAGGAGGCGGAGGAGCAUGGUGCUCUCAUGGCCUGGAACAACCAGGAGAACCUGCGCCUGCUCAAACUCCGACUUCUGAGGAUCCAGAAGGAAACGGAAGAAGCGGAGCGCAUGAAAUUAGAAGCUGCUAUUCAGCGCGAACAAGAACAGCAAGAAUUCAUCAAAGAAAAAGAGAAGGAAAUUUUGCAGCUCCAGGAAGAUGCAAAGAACUUCAUCACCUGGGAGAACUUGGAUCAGCGUAUCGAAGAAGCUCUGGACAAUCCAAAGAACUACAACUUUGCCAUCGAUAAAGAAGGGAGAGUUGUUAAACAGACAGUACUGCAGUGAAACGCCACACCGACCUGUGUGCAUCUGUCUCACAUGACAAACAAAGACUGAUGACAAAUGGACAUAACUGUUUUUUUUCUAACUCACACUGGAAGCGGAUUUUCAUCAAACUAUGAAAAACAUUCAGCGUGAAACGGUUGACGUACCUGUAAACUGAGAGAUGUUUGAGAAUCAUUCAUCAGGCAGAUAACUUGAAGUGAUUUUAAGGGAAUUGUUAUUGAUGGAAGCCACCAUGUUGCGUUCAAUAGCAGUUUAGUAUUUGAUGGAAACCUUUAUUCUCAUGUCAUCAGUGAAUUAUGAGCUUGGAGUCAGUUUGGACAGAAAGACCAUUUUUCUGUCUGUACGCUGGAGACGCUGCCUUUAUUUUUCGUGUUUUCUGCAUCAUAUUGUUUUGAUCAUUACUGUCUUCUCAUGAUAUGUAAUGUAUGUAAAGUAAAUUAAUGUAUAUCAGAGUUUCCACCA